AUGGGCAAAGACGGAUUCCUUACACCCAAAGCAAUUGCCAAUCGCAUCAAAUCCAAAGGUCUUUUGAAGCUCAAAUUCUACUGCCAAGUCUGCGAAAAGCAAUGCCGAGACGAAAACGGAUUCAAAUGCCACGUCAACAGCGAAUCGCAUCAACGACAAAUGCUGCUUGUAGCUGAGAAUCCUGGACAAUUCAUGCACAACUAUUCCGAUCAAUUUAAAAAGGACUUUUUGGCCAUCUUGUCUCGAGCCCAUGGCACUAAACGAGUGUUUGCCAACAACGUAUACCAAGAAUACAUUUCUGAUCGUCAACAUAUUCACAUGAAUUCCACUAAAUGGAACUCACUGAGCGAAUUUGUCAAAUAUUUGGGUCGAGAAGGUAUUUGCCAAGUUGACGAAACUGAGCGUGGCUGGUACAUUACUUGGAUCGAUAAUAGUCCAAAGGCAUUGGCAAGACAGGCCGCUAUUCAAAAGAUGGACCGUUUGCAAAAGGAUGAAGAAGAGCGUGAGCAGCAGUUGCUACAAGAACAAAUAGAACGUGCGACCAAGGAAGCAGAAGAGCGUGGUGUGGCAGCGGAACAGCAAGCAACUGAGUUGAAACGAGACGAAGGCAAAAUCAAGCUAAACAUGUCACUUAAACCCGUGGCUAAAGCAACUACACCUGUUGUAUCGAAGGGUGGUAAUAACAAGAUGCGGAUGAUGAUGAAGAGUGGAGGCAUCAAAAAGCCUGACCCUCCUCGACACCUCAGCCUGGCCAAGCUGGCCAAAUCGCAUCAGUAA
This is a messenger RNA of Zychaea mexicana, 777 nucleotides long. Its product is annotated as domain of Kin17 curved DNA-binding protein-domain-containing protein. Gene Ontology annotation, cellular component: nucleus. NCBI's taxonomy places the organism in Eukaryota, Fungi, Mucoromycota, Mucoromycetes, Mucorales, Lichtheimiaceae. The coding region runs from base 1 to 777 and encodes 258 amino acids. The record is from RefSeq and is a predicted model, not a curated record. Gene Ontology annotation, biological process: DNA damage response; DNA replication. The transcript has 2 exons. Gene Ontology annotation, molecular function: double-stranded DNA binding.